AUGUGCAUCGCAAUUGUCACGACUGAGCACCCUGAGUAUCCGUUGAUCAUCCUCAACAACCGCGAUGAAUACCUUCACCGACCUACACAAGAGGCGGAUUGGUGGCCUGCACCAGAUGACCAAGUUUUGGGCGGCUACGACCUGCAUCGACCGGCUCACGGCACGUGGCUGGGAAUAACGCGGCAAGGCCGCAUCGCAGUCCUAACCAACUACCGCGAAGAGAACGAAGACAUUAUCCAAGGUGCUCGAAGUCGAGGUCUCAUCCCCAAUGCUUGGUUAAAGUCGGACCCUGAAGCUAGAGAAUCUACCGAAGCAUUCGAGAAGCGCAUGAUCGAGGAAGACGGCGUCAAGGGAGUUGGUGGCUUCAGUCUGCUGUACGGCUUCGUCCAAGACGUUGUGAAGAGAUCAGAGAAGGGUCUCGGAAUUAUCUCCAACCGGACUCCUGAUGUCCACGGCGUUGUCCAUCUCGCGAGCCAGCCCGGAGAAACAUAUGCUCUCAGCAAUGCAGCGUACGGCGAUCGAAGCUGGCCGAAAGUCGUCAAUGGUGAGAAGUGGACGAAGGAAGCAAUCGCCCAGAGCAGCAAAUUGAACGAAACACGCGAGCAAUUGGUUCAGCGGCUGUUGGAUGUGCUGAGCACCGACACGAUGCCCAAACAGAAAGAGAACGAGGAAUGGGACAUGUACAUGAAUCAGCUACGCCACACUAUAUUCGUUCCUUCGAUUGGGAGGGACGACCUGGAGGAGCUGAAAAUGCCUGCGCAUGAGAUUGGUGACACGGUCAAGCAGAAAGCUGCUCAUGCGACUGAUGGGGUGUACGGGACGCAGAAGAACAUCAUUAUCAUGGUGGACAAGCAAGGGAAGGUGUAUUUCUUAGAGCGAACACUUUACGAUAGAGAUGCGAAGCCUAUAGAGAUGGGGAAGGGUGAUCGCAGGUUUGAGUAUGAGAUCGAGGGCUGGUAG
Paraphaeosphaeria sporulosa is the source of this 960-nucleotide messenger RNA. Its product is annotated as DUF833-domain-containing protein. The transcript has 2 exons. Gene Ontology annotation, cellular component: Golgi apparatus. The record is from RefSeq and is a predicted model, not a curated record. Gene Ontology annotation, biological process: protein secretion; Golgi organization. Bases 1 to 960 code for a protein of 319 amino acids. NCBI's taxonomy places the organism in Eukaryota, Fungi, Ascomycota, Dothideomycetes, Pleosporales, Didymosphaeriaceae.